Messenger RNA from Dictyostelium discoideum AX4, 1911 nucleotides. RefSeq lists its product as hypothetical. The record is from RefSeq and is a predicted model, not a curated record. Bases 1 to 1911 code for a protein of 636 amino acids. Gene Ontology annotation, molecular function: tRNA(Ser) (uridine(44)-2'-O-ribose)-methyltransferase activity; methyltransferase activity; tRNA (uridine) methyltransferase activity. Gene Ontology annotation, cellular component: cytoplasm. Lineage: Eukaryota; Evosea; Eumycetozoa; Dictyosteliales; Dictyosteliaceae. The transcript has a single exon. Gene Ontology annotation, biological process: tRNA methylation.
AUGAACGAAACUAAUUACAUUGAGGAAAAUGAAAUUUUAAUUAAACUUGGAAAAUGGGAAGAUGUUUAUUCAUUACCAACUAGAAUGACAUUAGAAUCAUUUUGGUAUACAAUGGAGAAAUGGUCAUUAAAUCCACAAUGUAUGAAUAAAAGUGCAAAGAAAUUUAGUUUAACAAAUAAAUCAACCUAUGAUAAAAACAAUCAACAAUUAUCAAAUUAUAUUUUUAAAAAGAAUUUAUCUGGUAUAUUUUUAAAUGAAAAUGAAGAAAAAGAAAAAGAAAAUUAUGAAAAAGAAGAAAAAGAAAAAGAAAAAGAAGAUGAAAAUGAUGAAAAUGAAAAUAAAUUAAAAAAACAAAAACAUAAACAUCAUGGUUGUGAAAAUGAUGAAGAUGAAGAUGAAAAUGAAAAUAUAUUUAAACAAGAUGGUAGUAUUGAAAAGGAUAUAAAUACAAAGGAUAUAAAUGAAAGUGAAUUAGCAAUUGAAUAUUUAGAUGAUAAAGUUGAAACAAUCAUUUAUAAAAGACAUUUAAUACCAAGAUUAUUGAAUAGAGAUCCAUCAAUUGAUGAAUUAGUGUAUCAUCGUAAAUCAAGCAAUCAAUGUCAAUUCAUACCAAUGUUAAAUGUUAUUGAUAAUGCAAGAUUACUACCAUUCUUUUAUCCAAAAGUAUUAGGAUUUAAUAUAAUCUAUCAACAAUUAGAUUCAAUUAAAGAUAAAGAUUUAAUUAAUCAAUUAUUAGAAAAAGAAAUAAAUGAUGAAAUUGAGAAACAAAAAAAACAAAAACAAAAACAAAAAAAAAAUAAAUCAAACCCAAACAAAGAAAAAAAAAAAGAAGAACAACAAGAAGAAGAAAUUAUUAAUUUUAAAGGAAUUUUAAAAAUUCAAGUAAUUUAUUUUAAAGAAUUUCAACCAAAAUUCGAUAAAACAUCAAAACAAAUUUUAGAGAAAUUAAAUCGUUGGGGUGUCAAUUAUGAGAUUGGUUAUAAAAAGAAAGCAAAUCUUGAUCAAAUUGUACCAAAGAAUGUAUUUUUAUCAAUGUAUGAAGAGAUGAAACAACGUUAUAAAACUAUGGAAGAGGGUUGGAAAGAGGUGACACAAACUGAUCCACAGAAAUUCAUUUAUGAGGAUGUUGCAAUCGCUGCUUAUUUAAUUUGUAUUUGGAGAAAAGAGAAUCAAGAAAAUGGUAAAUCACCAAAUAAACCAACUCAAAGAUUCAUUGAUAUAGGUUGUGGCAAUGGGUUAUUGGUUCAUAUUUUAAAUAAAGAAGGUUAUGAUGGAAUUGGUAUUGAUUUACGUUCAAGAAAGAUUUGGGCAAAAUACGAUGACCAAGUUCAAAAGAAUUUAAUUGAAGAAGCAAUCUUACCAAAAGAUACAACUUUUGAACAAUAUGAUUGGAUCAUUGGUAAUCAUUCCGAUGAGCUAACACCAUGGGUACCUUAUAUAACUUCGAAAUUACCAAAUCAAAGAUUCUUUUUAUUACCAUGUUGUUUCUAUAAUUUUAAUUCUCGUUUUAAAGAGAAUGAUACUCGUAUUGGUAAAUAUUCUUGUUAUUUAAAUUAUAUUGAAAAGGUUUCAAAUGAAUGUGGUUUCAAUGUCAUUAAAGAAACUCUUAGAAUUCCAUCAACUAAAAAUAUAGCUUUCAUCUCUUCAUUACGUGAUCCAACUUUAACCGAUGACCAAUUAAUUGAACGUCGUCAAAAAUUAUUAAAAUCUUCAAAUUAUAUUGAUUUUAAACCAAGAGAAAGAGAUAUUAAAUGGGUACCUCAAAAGAAAUAUCAACCUGGUCAAUAUAAUCCACAUUUAGAUCCAUUAAAUCCAAAUAAUAUUAAAAGAAUUAUUAGAAAAGAAAAUAAAGAUAAAGAAAAUAAAGAUAAAGAAAAUAAAGAUAAAGAAAAUAAACAAGAAGAAGUUUAA